UAAUAAUUGUAAACUUGUAUGGGGGUGAACGAAGAGGUGUCAGGGUUCUGACUGUGUAUUAAGAAUGAAUGUGGGUAGAUUCUUUUUUGCUGCGCCUAUCUCACUUUACCUAAAUAUAAUUUUAAUUUAUGAUGUUUAAUUCGUUUUUAUUAUGAAAUGUUGUAAGAAGAUUCCGAGUUCUUGGUUAUUUGUCCUUUGUUUAGGCUUAAGUUUUCAAGUAAUGAAAUGCAAGAUCACUUAAACAUUCUGUUGAGCUGAUUACUUAUCAACGGAUGCCAGAUUUUAUUAAAUUUUCCAUGGAAUCUCUGCAUUCUCAUGUCAUAGAGAAUCAUGGAAUCGGUGAUAAAACGAGGCUUUGGACUGCCAUUUAUGAUUACGAAGCAUCGGGUGAAGAUGAAUUAUCAUUGCAUCGGGGUGAACAAGUGGAAGUAUUAUCAAAAGAUUCUAAAAUAUCUGGAGAUGAAGGUUGGUGGACGGGAAAAAUUUAUGAUAAAGUUGGGAUAUUUCCCAGUAAUUUUGUUACUCAACUUGAUGUAAACAAUGUUCGCCCCGUAGGCAAUGAUGGUAGACCAUUUACUAUCAAAUUUUCUGAAUUGGAACUGGAAGAAGUCAUUGGUGUUGGUGGAUUUGGGAAAGUUUAUAGAGGCUAUUGGCGACAACAAGAAGUCGCUGUCAAGGCUGCCAGGCAGGAUCCUGAUGAAGACAUAAGUGUAACCAUUGAAAACGUGCGCCAAGAAGCAAAGCUUUUUUGGUUGCUCAAUCAUCCAAAUAUAGUUACACUAAAAGGAGUAUGCUUAGAAGAGCCAAAUUUAUGUCUUGUGAUGGAAUAUGCCAAGGGAGGUUCACUGAACAGAGUACUUAGUGGGCGAAAGAUUCCACCUAAUGUGCUUGUCAGUUGGGCCAUUCAGAUUGCACGAGGCAUGCAUUAUUUGCAUUCAGAAGCUCCAAUUUCUCUUAUACACAGAGACCUGAAAUCGAGUAAUGUACUUCUAAGUGAACCUGUGGGCAUCAAUGAUUUGCAGAAUAAAACUCUGAAAAUCACAGAUUUUGGUUUAGCAAGAGAAGUGUACAAAACCACAAGAAUGUCUGCUGCUGGGACAUAUGCGUGGAUGGCCCCUGAGGUUAUCAAGUCCUCAACUUUUUCUAAAGCUAGUGAUGUAUGGAGCUAUGGUGUACUUUUAUGGGAGCUUCUGACUGGAGAAACGCCAUAUAAAGGAAUUGAUGCUUUAGCUGUAGCUUAUGGAGUUGCCGUGAAUAAACUUACACUACCCAUUCCUUCAACGUGUCCACUGCCAUUUUCAUAUCUUAUGAAAGGUUGUUGGAACCCUGACCCUCAUGCUCGGCCUACAUUUGUAAACAUAUUACGUGAACUGGAGGCAAUAUCACGCUCAUCCUUUAUGAAUACACCUCAGGAAUCAUUUCACUCUGAACAAGAAAAGUGGAAAUGUGAAAUAGAAGAAAUGUUUAACGAACUGCGAUGCAGAGAAAAAGAACUUCGCUGUCGAGAGGAAGAGUUAACAAAAGCUCUAGUUCAACAAAAAAUACAUGAAGAGCUUCUGAAGAAAAGAGAGCUAGAGUUGCAUGAGCGAGAAAUAGAUUUAUUAGAAAGAGAGCUUAAUAUCAUGAUUCUUCAGCAACAACAAGACCGUCCUACACCAAAGAAAAGAAAAGGCAAAUUUAAAAAGAGUAGAUUAAAAUUACUGAAGUAUGGGGGUCAGCAGAUCAGCAUGCCUUCAGAUUUUCGACACAAUAUAACAGUGCAACAAAGCCCUACUGUCCGAGGAAAUAUUAAAGGCUUACAUAAUCCUUCUAGUCCUGACAGCCCACCUUCUUCACCUAAUCUACCUCGUCUUCGAGCUUAUGCUUUACAAACAGAUGGUUUGAAAGGCAAAACAUGGGGACCAAGUACAGUGCAUCAAAAAGAACGUUGCCAUUCUAGACAAAUGCUAUUAAUUGAUGGCAAUAAAAGAUGGUCAAAAAGUGCACCAAAUCUUGAAAAACCACCAAUUCCUCUUUCUGUGCAUGGAAUUCAUAAUGCUGUAGCAUUAACAGACAGUGCUCUUGAAAAUGAAUCAUCUAGUAAUUCUAGAUCACACAGUCUCCAUAACGGAAAUGGUGAAAUUUCAGGAGUAACAAAACGAUCUUCACUACCUCGAAGAUUUGUAGGUUCGAUACUUGGAAACAUGAGUGCCAUUCUAGCAUCUGUUGCAGCAGGUUUUGAUAUAAGGACUGCUAAAUAUUCCACUUUGCAUCCACGUUUGCCAUCAACAUGGCCAGAUGAUGUUGAGGAUGAUGAAAAGUGGUGGCCAAAAGAGACAGGGCCACCAAUCCUCGGUUCAGAUUAUGAGUUCUCUUCAACAUCUGGUUAUCCACAUAACACUUACCAUGGCCAAACUCGUCAUUAUCGACCUAGUCUCAAUCUAGAUGGUGCUUCUUAUACAAAAUGCUGUGAUUUGCAGUGGAACAACACAGGUGUUUCUCAGUUGCCAACUUCCCGAAAACUAUCAAAUACAAGCUGUGAAAGUGAUAAUUUGAGCUCAAAUGUAGAUUACCAUUUACCAGAGUGCCUUCAUGUACACGACAAGAACUUCCAAUUCUUCCAAGAUUCUAGACCUGGUGAAGAGAAGCCAUAUCAUGAAUGGUCUUGUCUUCAAGGUACAUAUGCAUAUGAUAAUCCUGGUUCACAAAUUUCAUCCACCAAUGACUUGGCAAGUAUUCAGACACGUUUACCACAACAGGGAAAAUACGGGCAUCGGCGUACUCCUUCUAAUGUGUCAAAUGCUUCUAGUGCUUCUUCUAAUAUUAAUCCUACUUUUCACAGUGAUGAAGCUGAUCCCAUUGAUUCUGAAAUAAUAACAACAACUCAUUUACUUAAUUACUCUAAUAAUACUCCUGCUUUUCAUCGUAGAAAAAGCCAAGAUAGACCUCCGGAUAGACCAUCUACUUUGGACAUUCAAGGGCACAGUGGACGAUUGCCUCCAUUGCCUAAGAAAAGUGCCUUUGGUCGAACUUCACCUAAGCAGUGGACAGCAUUUUCAAAUACGAGCUCGCCUUCAAGAACAACUCCAACUGAUGGCUUGGGAACACCCAGUGAUGAAAGCUCAGGCAGUAUAUGUACUUCAAGGGUGCGUUUUACUAUUGAUGAAAAUGGUGGAUAUGUAAAUCGUGCUGCUAGAGCAGAAGAAGAAAAGACUUUAUUAGAUCUUCCUGCAGAAGGACAGUCACAAGAUGGCACUGUUCCUCUGUCUGUCACAUUGUACCGUAGCUUAAAGCAACGUCAAAUUACGCCUCGCAGUUGGGAGCGUAGUUACUUGGCAUAAGUCCAGUUAUUUAAUGUUUUGGAAUUUGUGAAUGUUCAUUUUUAAUGCCAAAAUAUGCUCAUAUCCAUUACAUUCCUGUUAAUGAUUGUAUAACAGUUUUAAGAUGUGGUAAUAUAGUAAUAAUGUUUUACUUGAGAUACUUAAGUGAAUGCUGCAGAAUAUCUCAUAUUAUAUUUUUAUAACUUAAAUAUUUUCCAUUUUAAUUUCCAGUACAUUCCUUCCUGUAAAUUCCAAGCAUUUUGAAACCAGACUUAAUAUCAUUUAGGGUUUGCUGCAGUAUUCAUAAAUAUAGUUUUGUUAUUUCUGAAUUUGAUUUUCAGUGCCCUUUUAAUAUGUGCAAUGAAUUUUACAGAUCUGAUAGAACAAAAUUUUAAUUUUGUUGUAUUGUUUUUAUUAAUAUAACUUUAGAUCUGAAGAUUCCUAGCAUAUCAAGGACCAAAUACCAAAUUUUAAAAUUCUUUGUGUAAUAAAAUAAUUUAUUAAUUUAGAAUUUUUAAAUAUGGUACACAUGUGAUAAGAGAGGUCAUUUGCUGUAAUUAGCACAUUAUGUAAUCUGUGUUUUAUAUGAAAAUUAUUAUAUCAAAUAAAUCUAAACAAAAAUAUUA
Messenger RNA from Stegodyphus dumicola, 3925 nucleotides. Its product is annotated as mitogen-activated protein kinase kinase kinase 11-like. Gene Ontology annotation, biological process: protein phosphorylation. The record is from RefSeq and is a predicted model, not a curated record. Gene Ontology annotation, molecular function: JUN kinase kinase kinase activity; ATP binding; protein binding. NCBI's taxonomy places the organism in Eukaryota, Metazoa, Arthropoda, Arachnida, Araneae, Eresidae.